AUGUGUAAAGAAGACAAUGAAGAGAAAGAAGAUGACAAUGAAGAGAAAGAAAAUGAUGAUAAAGAGAAAGAAGAUGAUGAUAAAAAGAAAGAAGAUAACAAUGAAGAGAAAGAAGAUAAUAAUAAAGAGAAAGAAGAUGAUAAAGAGGAAGAAGAUAUUAAAGAAGAUGGUAAAGAAGAAGAUGUUAAAAAUAGAUCAUUUUGUUGA
This is a messenger RNA of Dentiscutata erythropus, 207 nucleotides long. The record is from the annotation of a GenBank genome assembly. Lineage: Eukaryota; Fungi; Glomeromycota; Glomeromycetes; Diversisporales; Gigasporaceae.